This is a messenger RNA of Numida meleagris (helmeted guineafowl), 3300 nucleotides long. RefSeq names its product transcription termination factor 1 (gene TTF1). The record is from RefSeq and is a predicted model, not a curated record. Bases 337 to 2478 code for a protein of 713 amino acids. NCBI's taxonomy places the organism in Eukaryota, Metazoa, Chordata, Aves, Galliformes, Numididae. The transcript is spliced from 11 exons.
GGGGCGAGCGCGUGAGCGAGGGGGCCGGGAGCCGCGGGGCGAGUGGGGGCCGAGGCCGGCCUGGAGGGGGUGUUUCCAAGGCUGGGAUGCACGUGUGUGUGAUGAAGGCGGCGGCGCUUCCGUGCAGUCACUUUGCGAAGUUAGCUCUACUGCCGAGCACGUACCUUCCCCGUCUGCUCCUCACAUAACGCUCCGUCGUUCUACAGCAGUUCUGUAGAUUUUAUUUUAUUUUAUUUUAUUUUUUUUUUACUGUGUGAGAGUAUGGUACGUAUGUAAUGUUACAUGUAUUGCAGUGCUUGAGUAAAACCCAUCUUUCAUUUAAGGUCAGGAAAAAAUAUGACAGAAAAAGCCAAUGGCGAUGAUUUUCCCAUUGGGGAUUCUCACAAGAAGAGAAAGAGAAAACGCAAAUGGUCCAAUGUGUCCAGCGUGGACCAUGAAAAUGGUGAGAAAGAAAGUGUACAGGAUUCAGAGCUCAGCUGCGCUUCUCCGCAGCACUUGGAAGAUCAAGCAGCACAGAGCAGCGAAGUCUCUAAAAAGAAGAAGAAAAAGAAGAAGAAAGGAGAGGAGCAACAGCCUCUGUUAGAGAAUUCUCUUGCAGAACUGAAACAUGAAGUCGGUAAUGAAACUCUGAUGGAUGCUCCCCAGAAGAAAAAGAAAAAGAGGAAGCGGAAGCUCAAUGAUGGUACAGAUAGUCAUAAUGAUGUAGCUUGUGUCUCCGUAAAUCAGAAUUGUAUUGAUAGUUGUCAGGAGAACGAUGAAGAUAACGUGUAUUUUAAAAAGCCUGUUAAGAAGAAAAGGAAACGGAAAUCGCCAGAAGAGGAUGGGGUAAGUGAGUUGCCUGCUUCAGAAACAUAUGGUGAAACUGGCAGCAAAAGGCCGAAAAAGAAGAAGAGAAGAGCGAGUAGUACCCAGGAUGCACAGGAGGACAGUGAUGUAACUGUUGACCAGUCACUUCUGUCACCUCCAGACCAAAAUAAGCAAGAGGAGCUCACGGGGUCACCACGCACCACAGGGCAGGGUGGUGUGGCAGCGUCGCAGCGUGGAGGCAGUGCCUGGGGUGCUGUCAGUGAAGAUUCUAUGGAUGCACCCUCUGAUUCCUCCAAAUCUUCUGAAAAAGCUAAGAAGUCUCGCAGAUGGGCUGGAAAGGUUGUAAAAAGCAGGACUUUUAUCACGGAAGACAGUUCUUCAGAAUCGGACGUAGCGAUGUCAGAAACCACAACAUCAAAUAAAAAGGAAGACCAGAAUAGUUCGUUUACUGAAACCACAGCUACUGAUGAGCUCAGUCUGGAUGAUGAAGAGUUCCUGCACAUGUUUACAGUCUUGGAUUUAGAUACUGCAAAACAAGAAUUGGAGGAGUUUAUUCCUCACGUGGGUCAAUUGUCUGACCAUUCAAUCAGGAAGAUGGCUGGAAGAGACCUCAUGAGAUUUAAACAGUUUAAAAAACAAGGUAUCGCUAUCAAGUUUGGGAGAUUUUCCCAGAAGGAAAAUAAUCAAAUCAGGAAAAAUGUUGAAGAGUUUUUAUCAAUUACUGGGAUAGACAGUGCUGAAAAGCUCCUGUUUACCUCGAGGUAUCCGGAAGAGAAAGAAGCUAUCAAUCGCCUAAAAGCAGAGCAUCUUUUUUGUGAAAAACUUGCUGAGGGCAUACCACGAGCCUGGAGACUUAUAUAUUAUCGAGCAAGGAAGAUAUUUGACCCAAAUAAUUACAAAGGGAGGUAUACUAAAGAAGAAAAAGAAAAAUUAAAGAAGUAUCAUGCUCUCCAUGGCAACGAUUGGAAGAAGAUUUCUGAGAUGAUGUCCCGCUCUAAUCUCUCAGUUGCCAUGAAAUACUCUGAAAUCAAGUCGCCAAUUAAUUAUGGUCCUUGGUCAAAGGAAGAGAUCCAGAAGCUGAUGCAUGCAGUGGAGGAAGUGAUUGUAAAAAGAACAAAAUUGGAAAAUGCAAAUUCUCUUUCAUCGUCAAAAAAAUCACACAGAAAUCUCCGAAUUGACCGUGAGAAACUUUUCCAGAAAUUGCCAUGGACUGAGAUUGAAACUAAAGUGGGAACUAGGUAUUGGAGACAGUGUAAGCAGAAAUGGACUUCAAUUUUAACCAACAAGAUUACCAAAGGGCAGCAGUUACACAAAGGGACCAAAGGAUUACAGGCCAGCAUCAACCUUAUUAAAAGGUUGUAUGAAAUGAAAGUGGAGGAUGCUAAUGAAAUAAACUGGGAAGAACUCAGUGAUAUUAUUGGAGAUGUUCCUGGAAGCUACGUUCAAGCAAAAUUUUACAAGCUAAAAGUCUCCCAUGUCCCUUUUUGGCGUACAAAGACUUUUUCUGAAAUUAUUGAUUAUCUUUUUGAAGAGACGCUUCCGGAACUUGAACAAAAGUUGGAAAAGAGGAAAGCGAAACAGUCUAACUCUAGUGAUUCAACAGUCAAUCCAAAGAAAAAGGUUUUCCAACUCAGUGAGGUUUUUGACUCCAGUGAAGAGAGUGAUGACUGACUGCCUUAAAAACAAUUCAACAGCGUAUUUAACUGCCAAAGGGAUCUGCUGGAAAGGGGGUGCAGAUCAACAACUGCAGGUACAUGGGCUAUGAAAUAAUGGAAAAGCAAGAAUAUAGGCACAUCUGCUUUUCUUGUUUUGUAUUGAAGACUGAGGUAAAUACAGGUUUUCUCAUGCCACCUUUUGUUACCGUAAUGUAGCUUUGUUUUAGAAGACCUUUUCUGUUUGCAACCAAGUUUCUUUCUGAAAGUCUCAAAAAUAGAUGUUUUUUUUCCACUGCUUUAUUUUCUGUGGAGGUAGAAACUUCAAUGUGAUCUUAACUCUAAAAUAUAAACAAAUCUCCAGGCAUCUGUGGUGAUGGAAACAGCACAACUGUGCAAGGUCUUAUGCUUAAAAGCAACUCAUUUUAUUUUUGUUGUACAUUUAAGCUCUUUUAGAGAAAAGGGAUGUUUUUCUCCAUUAUAAUCAUAAACUGUGCCAUCAUUUUGUGUAAAUCAGAACAAAGCAUUUAAAAUGUUUUUGUUAAUAUCUGGAAUAUAGAGAGAAAACAGACUGUGUAUAUGUAUAUACAUAAAUAUAUAUAUGCACAUAAAUAUUUUUUUUAUUGCACCAAGGCGAGUUUUUACAUUUUGAUAUGAAAAUUAAAGGUGGAGGUUGCAUCUCCUGUCUUUGUAUGAUCUCUUAAUAAUUUGCCUAAAAGUUAUUUGUAAACUGACUCAGUGAAUGUAAUAUAAUUUUACUGUGUGUAUAAAGUAUUUGUAUGGCUUGUCUAUAUUUCAUAUAUGCUGUGUUAGAAACUAAUACAAGAAGAAUUGGUCCUGA